AUGCGAAUUUGGUCGAUAUUGUAUCUGGCCGGCCUUGCGGCGGCAGCAAUAGAUGCACCAGGGACAUGUUCAAGCACGGUUUACAUCACGAAAACAACAGAUGGAAGCUCCCCUACUUCUGCACCUGCGGUUACCGUCGCGCCAGACGGCAGCGGCCAAUUCACGGACAUCGGCGAUGCGGUCUCCUACGCUCAAGGAAAGGGUAUUCCGACAGUGACAGUUCUCAGCGGCACAUAUCCAGCUGUCACAAUCGAAUCCACCCCAUCGGUGACUAUCGUCGGAGAAACCAACAUCAAAUACGACUAUACCAAAAAUAAGGUGUUUGUCUCCAGUGACAUAACCGCCCUCACCAUCUCCGCCAAUCUCGAGGGACUCACAGUGACAAAUAUCAAUUUUGUGAAUACUGGACCAUCUGGAAGCGCUGCAGUUCUAAGCGGAACAAACCUCGGGUUUUAUCAAUGCCAAUUCAUAUCACAUGGUGGAUCGGGAAUCAAUGCGAAUCAAGCCUUGGCCGUAAUUGCAAACAGUUAUAUCGAGGCACCGACAGAUUUGAUUGAAGGAUCCCCCAACAUCUACAUUUUCGACACAGUCAUCGUACCUACCGGAAGCUUCGCAGUAAUUGUCUACACCGAGGGUCCUCCGUCCGGCGGUAAAUCCACGGUGGUAAUCGAUCGAUCCAGAGUCAUCCAAAAGUCUGGGGUGGAUAACAACAAUGUCGACUUGGCUGCAGCCGCUGGGCCUGGGGCUAUAGUGGUGUACCGGGACUCUGCUUUGGGAGGCUUGAUUGCGCCAAGCGGCGUCAAAAUCGACAGUGAUACACAGAACGAUGCAAACCUCUACGGUGAAUACGACAACACGGGCGCCGGGGCUUACCGCAACAACGAGGACGCUAGGUCGGGGUUAGUUUCUGAACUCGCAUCUUCAGACCUAUCUUCAGUGACCAUAAGCGCAGUCGUGGCUGAUGGAAAUUCGGACACCACCUGGGUUGAUCCGGCUGUUCUAGCCGCGAUUGAGAGUGCAGACGUUAGUUCUGGAAGCGACUCAGCACCCAGCGAUGGGAAUGGAGCCUCUGGAACAAGUAAUUCAAGUGGAAAUGACGGGAGUGGAUCGCCGGGUGACACGUCUUCGGACAGUGCCUCUGCAGAAGGGAAUGGCUCGUCUGGAGGGGGUGGCUUGUCGGGCGAUACGUCUUCAGGCAGUACUUCUUCAGGAGGGAAUGGCUUAUCUGGCGAUACAUCUUCGGGGAGUAGCUCUUCAUUAGGCAAUAGCUCGCCUGAUGAUGGGUCGUCGGGAGAUGGCUCAGCUGGUGACCCAACGGACAGCGGCACUUCGUCGGAAAGUAGCUCCUCAGGUGAUACGUCGUCAGGGAGCGGCCUUUCAGGUGUUAGCUCCUCGAGCGCCUCGCUUGGGGCCCCGACGCCUAGUACGAGCAACCUAUCGUCUGGGGCUCCAGGGGCUGAUGUGGGCAGCACUUCCUCGGGACAGAUUGUAUCGUCCACCCCGCCGAGCACGCCUUCGAGUGGCACUCCAGGCUCCGGUGGCAGCAGCACAUCGCCUGGGGCUUCGGGAGCAGAUACAGGUAGCGAUUCCGCUGGGCAGACGACAUCGUCCAACCAGAGCAGCUCGUCGACUGGGGCUUCGGGGGCUGAAGGCACUCCCUCGAGCACCUCACCAGGACAGCCUACCUCGUCCAGCCCGCCUAGCACGUCUUCGAGUGGCACUUCGGGUGAUGGCCCCACUAGGACCUCUGCAGGACAAACUGCGUCGUCUAUCCCGAGUAGCAUAGCUCCGAGCGACACUUCGGGGAGCGGUGGAAGCACCACAUCGUCUACGCCUUCUGGGGCUGACGGCAGCACUUCCUCGAGCACCUCCUUAGGUUCUACUCCAAUUAGCACUGCUGUAGGACAGACUACAUCGUCUAUCCCGAGCAGCGUAUCUCCGAGCGAGACCUCAAGUCCUGGUGGAAGCAACACGUCGUCUGGGGCUUCGGAGGCUAGUGGGGACAGCGCUUCUUCGAGCGCCUCUCCAGGACAAACUGCACCGUAUAGCCCACCUCACACGUCUUCGACCGACACUCCGGGUCCGGAUGGCAGUAGCCUGUCCCCUGGGGCUUCGGAGGCUGGUGCAGGCAGCACUCCCUCGAGUACUUCUGCUGGGCAGACUGCAUCGUCAAACCCCAGCAGCGCGUCCGCAACCGACGCUUUAGGCACAGGAGGGAGUAGUAUCUCGCCUGGGGCGUCAGCGUCUAUUCCGAGCAACAUAUUUCCGAGCGAUAAUUUGGGGAUCAGCGGAAGCAGUACUUUGUCUGGCGCUUCAGGGGCUAAUUCAGGCAGCAGCUCCUCGAGCGCCUCUUCAGGUGCUGCGCCCACUAGCCUUUCUGCUGGACAGACUGUAUCUUCUAGUCCGCCUAGCACAUCUUCGAGUGGUUCUCCAGGGCCGGAUGGGAGUAGCCCGUCGUCAGGGGCUUCGGAGGCAGGAUCAAGCAGCAAUCCUGCUGGACAGACGACAUCAUCCAACCUGAGCAGCACUUCUGCAGGACAAACUGGGUCAUCCAGUCCGAGCAACCCAUCUUCGAGUGAUAUGGCGGGAAGCGGCGGGACUAGCACGGCUUCUGGGGCUAAGUCAUCUGGCAGUUCCUCAUCCUCGGUAAAUACCACAACGCUGGGAGGAAUCAGCACCUCCUCUGGGUCGUUGGGUAACGCAGGAGUCGGUAAUGGUGGAAGCGGAGAUGAGUUGGGAGAUGUCACUCCUCGCCCCAACACAAUAGCCCCAACAACAAUUCUAACCACUUUAUACACAACCAUUGCUGGAUCUUCCGGGACUCCAACAAAGAUCGUCAUCAUUGUCAUCGAAAUCAAUGGCUUGCGUGUGACGGAAAGGACCAUGUUGACCAUUACAUCAGCCACUUUCCCAGAAGCUGAGCAGAACACAACUUUCGUCACCGUUGCCCAUUCCAAUACUACUUCGAUUCAACAAAGAACCUCGCAGGAAAAGAGAAGAAGACUAUAUGUGUGGUGA
Molecule: messenger RNA, 3018 nt
Organism: Penicillium subrubescens
Lineage: Eukaryota; Fungi; Ascomycota; Eurotiomycetes; Eurotiales; Aspergillaceae
Exons: 2
Coding region: 1-3018 (1005 amino acids)
Biological process (GO): cell wall modification
Molecular function (GO): pectinesterase activity
Source: RefSeq, a predicted model, not a curated record